Molecule: messenger RNA, 1221 nt
Organism: Chrysochloris asiatica (Cape golden mole)
Lineage: Eukaryota; Metazoa; Chordata; Mammalia; Afrosoricida; Chrysochloridae
Gene: SNAPC3
Product: small nuclear RNA activating complex, polypeptide 3, 50kDa
Exons: 9
Coding region: 1-1221 (406 amino acids)
Biological process (GO): snRNA transcription by RNA polymerase II; snRNA transcription by RNA polymerase III
Cellular component (GO): snRNA-activating protein complex
Molecular function (GO): RNA polymerase III type 3 promoter sequence-specific DNA binding; bent DNA binding; RNA polymerase II cis-regulatory region sequence-specific DNA binding
Source: RefSeq, a predicted model, not a curated record
AUGGCUGAAAGCAUCCGGGACGGCCCUGCGUGUAGUGGGACGGCAGGCAGGCAGGAGCCGGUUUCCUUUCCGGAGUAUGAGCUUCCGGAGCUAAACACUCGCUCCUUCCAUGUGGGUGCCUUCGGGGAGCUGUGGCGGGGCCGACUGCGCGGGGCAGACGACUUGUCGUUGAAGGAGCCUCCGUCGCCCGCGUUGCCCGGCCUCCGAGGGGGCGCCGACUCCGCCCGGGAGGAUGCCGCGGUGACUCGGGAUCUGGGCUGCAGCCUGGAGGCGGCUGCCGAGCUAAGGACAGUGUGCGGCCUUGAUAAACUGCAGUGCCUUGAGGAAGGCGGGGAUCCAGAAGUCAUCCCAGAGGACGCUGACCUGGAGACGUUGAGGGUUAGAAAGAGGCUCAUGGAACAGCGGGAAGAAACCCUAACAAUAGACAGAGUGUGCCGACAGGAAACAUUUGCUUACGAGAUGGGGUCACAGGGCAUGGGAAAACGGCCCGGAAACCCUGCAGACCUGGUGGGAGCAGGGGAGCUGAUCCUGUCUCUCAAUAUCCUCUACCCUGUCAUAUUUCACAAGCACAAAGAACACAAACCGUACCAGACGGUGUUAGUAUUGGGCAGCCAGAAGCUCACAGAACUGAGGGAUUCAAUUUGCUGUGUCAGUGACCUCCAGAUGGGUGGAGAAUUCAGCAACACUCCUGACCAGGCCCCUGAGCACAUCAGCAAAGAUCUCUACAAAUCAGCCUUCUUUUAUUUUGAAGGCACAUUUUACAAUGAUCAAAGAUAUCCUGAAUGCAGAGAUCUGAGCAGAACAAUCAUUGAGUGGUCUGAGUCCCAUGAUCGAGGCUAUGGAAAGUUUCAGACAGCUAACAUGGAAGAUUUCACUUUCAAUGAUCUUUCUGUCAAACUGGGCUUUCCAUACUUAUACUGUCACCAGGGAGACUGUGAGCAUGUCGUCGUCAUUACCGACAUAAGGUUGGUGCACUAUGACGACUGCUUGGAUAGGACACUUUACCCACUUCUGAUCAAGAAACACUGGCUAUGGACAAGAAAAUGCUUUGUCUGUAAAAUGUACACAGCCAGGUGGGUGACGAACAAUGACAGUUUUGCACCAGUGGACCCAUGCUUCUUUUGUGAUGUUUGCUUCCGAAUGCUCCACUAUGACUCUGAAGGCAAUAAACUGGGGGAAUUUCUUGCUUACCCUUACGUUGAUCCAGGAACCUUUAAUUAA